AUGUUCUCUGACAAGGCCGGCCGCCCGCAAUCCAAUGUGCUCCUCAUCAACGAUAGCGGAGCCGUGUUCGUGGAGUCGAUCAACACCAAGAUGGAGAUGAAGACCGGCGGCUACAUCGCGAGCAUCUUGCGCCCCGUCAUCGAGAAGGUUGGCCCCGAGAAUGUCGUCGCCUUGUGUUUUGACGGCGGCUCCAAUUACGCGGCGGCUUGCAGGGAGUUGAUGACGGAGUAUCCCCACAUCGAACACAUCCCAUGCGUGACCCAUGUCCUUGAUCUCUUGAUGGAGGACAUUGGAAAAAUGGGAUGGGCGAAGGAAGUCCGGCAAGGGGAAGCAGGCUGGACAACGACUGCAAAGAGGGUAGGGGCAGAUACCUUCAAAGUCAACAUCCUCGAUGACACGUGGUGGACGCGCGCCGAGUUCUUCGCGAAACUGAUGAAUCUGCCGUUCGUCAUCAUGCGCAAGACGGACUCGGACGCGAAGGGCAUGAUGGGUCGUCUCUACGACCUCAUGCUCCAGCUCACCGAGGACAUCCGCGACUUCCUCGGCGAGCAUGCGGAAGGGGUCCUGACAAGCGGAGAGGUGGGGGAUAUUCGGGAAAUCGUGCAGGACCGCUGGGACAACGGGCUGGCAUGCGACAUGCACGUGGUUGGCCGCAUCCUCAACCCGACCAACCAGGAAGAGGGCAUCUUCGGCCAUGACCUCGAGUGCACGAAAGUCUUCAAGAAGUUCGUGUCCAAGCACUUCGACGACCAGACCAUCACCAGGAAGGACGGGGUCGAGCGCCGCGCCUCCCUCGUCAUCCAGGAAGGCCUCACUGCCUUCCUAAACCUGACGGGCUGCUUCGGCAUGCCCGACGCUAUUGCCGAUCGUAUGGCAGUGAAGGAGGGCAAGAUGACCGCGGUGGCAUGGUGGUCGUGGCACGGGACCGAACAUCCCGAGCUCACCACGCUUGCUUGCCGCAUGCUCACGCAGCCGGUGUCCGCGUCUCCAUGCGAGCGGAACUGGGCGAAGUUUGAUGCCGUGCAUACGGCACGCCGGAACCGUCUCGGCGCGGAGAAGCUUCGGGACCUUGUGUACGUGACGCACAAUUGGCAAGUUGUGCACAAUUGGCACAAGGUCCCUGAAGGGCAAGGGGUGGUGAAGGGAAACAUCGAGGAGCCCCCCACUCUGGCUGGCUACAACGUCGAGGAGGAGGUGGAGGAACCUGAGGAAGGGGAGGAUGAUGUGAUGGACGUUGAGUACUAG
This is a messenger RNA of Closterium sp. NIES-65, 1245 nucleotides long. NCBI's taxonomy places the organism in Eukaryota, Viridiplantae, Streptophyta, Zygnematophyceae, Desmidiales, Closteriaceae. The record is from the annotation of a GenBank genome assembly.